Rotaria sp. Silwood2 is the source of this 2994-nucleotide messenger RNA. The record is from the annotation of a GenBank genome assembly. Lineage: Eukaryota; Metazoa; Rotifera; Eurotatoria; Philodinida; Philodinidae.
AUGCAAAGUUUACGUCAUGCAGUUCAUCGUAUUUCACAUCCACAACUGCCAUUAUCACGUACAUCGUUACAUUCAGAAAAGCAACUGAAUUCUAAAAUAUCGACUAGUUUAACUAUGAAAGAUGAAGAUACAACAUCACUAAAAGUACCCAGUAUGCAAAGUGGGCCGAAUAAUUAUAUUCAUCAAUGUGAAACAUUGAAUUACUUUUUUCAUAGCACAAUGACCAAACUCUAUCAUCAUGAUCAACAACAAACAAAAUUUGCUCAACAUUCAUUAUUAUUAAUCGAAUCCGAAAUGCCAAGUUUUUAUCCCUCAACAGGACAUCGUACAUUUAUUAGUAAACAUCUUACAAAUCCUGAUGAUGAUUCUGAUUCAAUUUAUAAAGAAGCAUUUAUUGUCGAAAUAUUUCAACAUUGGAAAGCUAAAGCAUUAGAACAUCAACAUACAAUAAACAAUCCUGAAAAUAUUACAACAUCUAAUAAUUUUCCUCAAACAUAUGACAAUAAAAUUUCUUACGUAGAAACAUCAAAUAUUGAAACAGUAUCCAAUGAAAUAACAUCAAAUAAUAAUAAAAAUGAAUUAUCAAAUAUUAAUGAACCACAAAUAUCAACGAUAGCAAUUAAAAAACGAACAACACCAUUACCAACAUCAAAUACACGUCGAAAAGCUUUGGAAAGAAAAAUUAUAACAACAUCAGCUGAAUCUUCAAAUCCAAAUCUGCUUGCACCUUAUACGAAAAAUAAAUAUGGAACAGCAACAGUAACAACAAUUGCUGCAAAAAAAUCUCCUAAGUCAACAACUAUAUUUAUAGAACCGAAAAAAACUCAACCAUCACCUCCACAACGUCCAUAUUCGAUUUUUUCAUUUGACGAAUCUGCUCAAAUGAAACGUAAAACUACGUUAGAAAAACCAAAUGUAACUGAUGAUGAUCAAAGUCCAACAUCAAUUUCUCCAACUUGGGCACCACCUUCACAUAUGACAUCUACACGUUCCUAUCUUCAUUCACAAAAUAGUUUACAUUAUGAUGAUGAAACAUCAAGUGAUGAAAGUAGUUUUGAAAGUUUAUUAAUACGAAAUAAAAAAAAUAUUAAAAAAACAACUAAUAGUCAAGAAAAAUAUUCAUUAUCUAAUAUUUCCAAUCUAAUCAUACCAACAGCUAUUUAUAUAACUGAUCCAAAUGGAAAUUCGCGAACAUUCGAUUGGAAUGAUGAUUCUAUGGAAGAAUAUUUUCAUAGUGGACGAAUUAUUGAUAAAGAUUCAAUUCCAAUGAAUACAAAUUUCUCAUAUGUGAAUAACAUGCCGGCUUAUUCUUCAUCAUCUACAAUUACUAAAGUUUCAUCAACAGAAGAAAUUAUUCUUGAUAAACAUGCCUUACAUAGUAUUGGUGAAGAAGAAGAAGAAGAAGCAAUAUAUCAAUAUUAUUAUGAUGGUAAGAUUUUAUCAAAAGAAAUUGAACGUAUGGAAGCAUAUACACGUGUAAGAAAAACAAAGUCAAAUGUACAGACAAAUGAUACAAAUCGAAAUCAACAAAAAAAUGAUCAAGUACCAUUAGUAAGACGAUGGAGUGAUGGUUUUGUUAGUGAUGAUGAUGAUGAAUAUAUACGAUCACCACAACGUUCAGUUGUAAAAGCGCCAAGUGCAACAUCUAUUGCGAAACCACCAAUAAGUCCACCUGUUAAAUUAUCAAAAACGAAAUAUCUUCUUAUGAAAUUACAUUUAACAUCAUCAUCACAAAAAAAUGAGAAUUCGAAUACACUUGUAACAACGACAACAAAUCUGCCACCACGAAAACGUACUGUACAUUCUCGUGCAAAUCUUGAAAUACGACAAUCAUCUAUAGAUGAAUCAAAACAAUCAUCUAAUAUCAGUCGUCAUAAUUCAUCAAAUACAUUUGUUUCAACAAAUACAAUUGAAUCACAACCAAUACAAAGAAUUUCAAAUGUAUCAGAUAGCAUAACAAUAGCAAACAAUGAAAAUGAUUCUCAAAAUAAUCGUGAAAAUAAACCUGAAAAUGUUAGAAAUCAUACAUCAGCUACUAAUAGUGAAAAUGUUGAUGAUACAACUGAAACAGUUCAAUUGAGUUCGCAAUCAAGUCUAAAUAGUGCAUGGGGUGAAAUGAGAUUUCAUCAUGAUUAUGAUAUAUCUGGCACAAUUGAAUUAAAACUUUCUUAUAAUAUCAAUACAGGUUCAUUAGAUAUUUAUAUUACAAAAUGUACUGAUUUAGCUCGUGUUAAACGAAAUCAAACAUCAAAUCCAUAUUGUAAAAUUUAUUUAUUACCUGAUAAAUCUAAAGCUAGUAAGCGUAAAACAACUGUUAAAAAAGAUACAAUAAAACCAGUAUAUAACGAAGCAUUUCGUUAUCAUGUAAAUGCAGAAGAUUUUAAUUCACGUACUUUAUGGGUCUCAAUGUGGAGUCAAACAUCAGUAGGACAUAAUGAUUUUCUUGGUGAAAUACAUAUUCCAUUAGUCAACUGCAUAUUAGAUAAAUUCGAAUUAAUACCAGAUAUUGAACCCACGGCAGAUUCUAAUGAAUUACAUUUUGAUUUGACUUUUUCUGCAAAUUUAAUAAAUAAAGAAUUAGGAACUAUACAAGUUAAUUCUAUUCAAGGUAAAACAAUUUAUCAUGGGAAACAUAAUUUUGAUAUUAUAUGCAAAGGUGUAUUAAUGCCUGAUAAAAUCAAACGAAAAUUAGUAAUAACACGUAAAGGACCAUCACCGAAAUGGGAUAUUCCAUUACGAUGGGAAAAUAUACCACGUAGUAAUUUAAAAAAUAUAUCUAUUGAAAUAAGUUUAUGGCGUCAAGAACGUUUUCGAAAAACAAUGAUUAGUUUUAUUAGACUUAAUUCAUCCCAAGGAAAUUUUGAUAAUAAAUUACUUAAAUCUUUAGAUACAACAGAAGAAGAAAAAUCUGCUUGGGAAUUAUUUUUACAACAACCAACAAGUAUACAUCAUAUUAGACUUCCAUUACGAUCGGCAACUAAUGAACAUAAAUAA